This is a messenger RNA of Durio zibethinus, 3640 nucleotides long. NCBI's taxonomy places the organism in Eukaryota, Viridiplantae, Streptophyta, Magnoliopsida, Malvales, Malvaceae. The record is from RefSeq and is a predicted model, not a curated record.
AACAAAUCUAAAUAACUCUAUUUUGUAGAGUUAUCACGAAACAACAAUUAAAGUUAUUUAAAUCAAACUUGCCUGGAGUGAUGGAGCAAAGUCUGGUGAGCUAGCUAAUAUCAAACCACUCCCCUUUCUUUUCUUUUCUCUCUCUAAGAAAGAAGGUAAAAAAGAAGAAUGCAAAUUUAAUUUUACUUCUGAUGUCUGCAAACGGUCUUUUUUCUGUCGCUACAAAACAAUAUAUGCAAAACAUUGAAUGCAUUAAUUAUUCUUCAAACAGUCAGAUCAGCUCCAAUGAGUAUUUUUUGGCUUUGUUAUUAGCAUUUAAAAUAUGAGUAAUACAAAUUAUUCUCUCUCUCUCUCUCUCUCUCUCUCUCUCUCUCUUUUAUCACAUUAACAAGGGUUUAAUUAUAUAAAUUUGAAUAAAGAAAGCUCUCCCACAUAACCUUAAUCUAUUCAAUGAAAUGAUUUUGACUGUUGGCAGAUUCAAGAGGAAUGUUUUAUUCCAACAAACGGACAAUUUAAAAGGGAAGACUAGCACUAAACUUCUUUAAAGCAACCUGCAAUUGUGAAACAAAUUUCUUUCAAAGGCAUCACUUUUAUUCAGUGACUAGGUCGAUUCCACUAUCAUGGCUUACCCUUCUUCAAGGGUUACCUUGACGUGGGCUAAUCGGAAAGGGAAGAUCACGUAUGCACCAUACAUGAAACCGUUUUUUCACAAGAUGAAAAAAUAGCCACCCCUGCUCCUUCCUCGUCAACAGUUCAAACGCUGUCUCGGUGUGGUCUGUGCCAAAACCUGACCAUAUUUCGAAAGCGCCUCUCUCUCUCUCUCUCUCUGUUGGCUUAUGUGAGCAUUGGCCAAAUUAAUACCCAAUGUUUCUGCUUCCCUUUAAUCUCCAUCAUUAGAUCUCUUUCAAGUAUCGCCAACCUUUUCUCUUCCAACAAAAACGACCUAAAAAUGCUAAUUAUUUCUUCGAAUCUUUCAUUCCCCUGUCACCAACGUUUUCCAAAUUCAUAUCCUUUUUGAUCCAGGUGCCUUUAUUUCACUCUUGUUUUACUUUCUGUUGCUCUUAACUUAAAAUGGCUUAUUUCCUCUCGUUUCUUUUGACUCUCUUGUUCUUAAUCUCAGCUUUUUCCCAACCCACCGAGCUCUUCUUUCCGGGAUUCAAAGACUCAAAUCCCAACAACUUUUCAUUAACAGGACUUGCACAGAUUGAAAAAAACGGCAUUUUACGCUUAACCAAUGACACCAGUCGUUUACUGGGUCAUGCUUUUUAUAGCUGUCCAUUUAGAUUCAAGAACUCAACCAAUGGCCAAGCUUUUUCCUUUUCUACCUCCUUUGCUAUGGCUAUAGUUCCUGAGUAUCCAAAGCUAGGUGGUCACGGCCUUGCUUUCACAAUCACCACUUCUAAAGAUCUCAAAGCACUUCCAAGUCAGUAUCUAGGAAUCCUCAACGCAACUGAUAUCGGUAACUUCUCAAACCAUUUGGUUGCAGUUGAGUUCGAUACGGUUCAGGAUUUUGAGUUCCAGGACAUCAAUGACAACCAUAUUGGCAUCGACAUCAACAGCUUGGACUCAAAUGCUUCGGUUCCUGCCGGUUACUACACGGAUGGUUCCACAAAGCAAAAUCUUACUCUCAAAAGUGGAAAAGCAAUCCAAGCCUGGAUCGUUUAUGAUUCAGUUGAAAACUUCAUCAAUGUAACGAUCGCACCAAAUUCUACAAGACCAAGAUUGCCGAUCUUGUCUUUUCAUGUAGAUCUUUCACCGUACCUUCAGGAGUUUAUGUACGUUGGUUUCUCAGCGUCAACAGGGUUACUUGCUAGCUCGCAUUAUAUUUUAGGAUGGAGCUUUAAAAUCAAUGGACAAGCUCAGGCUCUUGAUCUAUCUUCUUUACCUUCACUUCCGGAACCACCAAAAAAGCUUACAGUUUUAACAGUCGGUGUCUCAGUUUCAUCUGUCAUUCUUGUCAUAAUUGUUUUAUCCAUUGCCAUUUAUUUCAUUAUCAAAAUCAAGAACGCAGAUGUGAUUGAAGAUUGGAUGCUGGAGAUUGGACCACAAAGAUACUCUUAUCAAGAACUCAAGCAAGCAACCAAUAAUUUCAGUGACAAAACUUUACUUGGACAAGGUGGUUUUGGUAGAGUUUACAAAGGGACAUUUCGAUACUCAAAGACUGAAGUUGCUGUCAAGCGAGUUUCUCAUGAAUCAAAGCAGGGUUUGCGUGAAUUUGUAUCAGAAAUUGCUAGUAUUGGAAGGCUUCGCCAUCGAAACUUGGUUCAGUUAUUGGGAUGGUGCAGGAGAAGAGGUGAUUUUCUUCUUGUUUAUGAUUUCAUGGCUAAUGGCAGCUUAGAUAAAUUUUUGUUUGAUGAGCCUAAAGCGGUCCUUAAUUGGGAGCAGAGAUUCAGGAUUAUAAAGGGUGUUGCUUCAGGGCUUCUCUAUUUACAUGAAGGCUAUGAACAAAUUGUGAUUCAUAGAGAUGUUAAGGCUAGUAAUGUGUUAUUAGAUGAUGAGUUGAAUGGAAGAUUAGGGGAUUUUGGCCUGGCAAGAUUGUAUGAACACGGCUCAAAUCCGGCGACAACUCGGAUGGUUGGCACAUUAGGGUAUUUAGCACCAGAGUUGCCCAAGACAGGAAAGGCCACAACAAGCUCCGAUGUCUAUGCUUUUGGUGCACUCUUGCUUGAGGUUGCCUGUGGGCGCAGGCCUCUUGAGCACAAGGCAUUGCCUGAGGAAAUAUUGUUAGUUGAUUGGGUAUGGGAGAAGUUUAUAAAAGGGAGGCUCCUUGAUGUGGUGGACACUAGGCUCAAUGGCAAAUAUAAUGAAGGUGAAAUGUUGAUGGUGCUUAAAUUAGGCCUAAUUUGUUCAAAUGAUGUGCCUUUGUCACGGCCUAGCAUGAGGCAAUUAGUGAGGUAUCUUGAUGGAGAGGCCGAGUUACCAGAAAAUUUAAGGCCACGUGGGACAUUUGACGGAGGGAAGGGUUUGGCAGAAGGGUUUGACGCUUUUAUGCAUUCGUACCCGUCCUCAUCAUUUGAUAAAAUGAGUUCAUAUUCAUUCAUGGAAAAUGGUAAUGGUGGUACUAGCUUUGCCUCUCUUUCUACCACUCCACUUUCCCUUCUUAGAGAAACUAGAUAGUUUAAUGUGUUUGAAAGAGCAAUUUUCUUUUUAAAUUUCUUCUCUGUUGAGCUUGUAUUAUAGUAUUCAAAACUGUGGAAAAUUUUAUCCUAAGGGGAAAAGUCAAUGAUAUUUCACAUGUUGUAGCAUCCUUACUUCUUCAAUGACAAAUUUCCUGUUCUUACAAUGUUUGGACAAUUCUGUGAUGGCAAUUGGCAUGAAUGAGUUUUCCCUCAUUUUCGGUUGUCAUUACCUCUGUAUGUGAUAUUGUGAUGCUAAUCGGCAACUGAGCUGCAAAUUUUCGAAAUUUAAAGGUAAUUAAAACUUGAGAAGAUUGAGAUCGAAAUGAGUAUGAACUGAAAUUGGAGCAGAGUUGAGUUAUAUUUGGCCAAAAUUAAUGGAACAGUUGAUAUGUUAGGCGUGGAAAAAACUCGUUUUGAAUGAGUAAUGCCUUUAAAGAGACCAUCUUUUGUACCAAAAAGCAGAGUAAUUGAUUCGCAUUUCUUUCAAAUGGGUUGUUGGGAUUUCUGAUGUAAAAGACCUU